AUGUCGUCCUUCAAAGUUGCAGCUUUAGUUAUGUUGGUGGGUAUCAUAUUGGAGACCUCUUCGGCUCAGCUCAGCCCUACAUUCUACGACCAAACAUGCCCUAAUCUAUCCACCAUCGUUAGAGACGCGGUGAGCCAGGCACAAGAAGGCGAUGUUCGAGCAGGAGCCAAGCUCAUUCGUUUUCACUUCCACGACUGUUUCGUCGACGGUUGUGACGGGUCGGUUCUACUGAAGGACGCACCGGGCAUAGAGAGCGAGCUAGACGCUCCUCCGAACCGAGGAAUCCAAGGCCUCGAAAUUGUGGACAAAGUCAAAGCCGCAGUGGAAGCUGCCUGCCCAGCCACCGUCUCCUGCGCGGAUAUCUUAGCCAUUGCAGCUCUUCAAUCUGUCCUACUGACGGGAGGGCCGAGUUGGGAAGUUCAAUUUGGAAGAAGAGACAGCAGAAUAGCAAACAGAAGUGGAGCCGAAAGCGGCCUCCCAUCCCCUUUCGACAGCCUGCCCAAACUCAAACUGAAAUUCGCAGCAGUUGGGCUCGACUCCACAGACCUCGUGGCUUUAUCUGGAGCCCAUACCUUCGGAAGGGCGAAAUGCAGAGUCUUCGCCCAACGUCUCAACAAUUUCAACGGCACCGGAAGCCCAGACCCGACCCUCGACCCCACAUACCGGGACGAGCUCGUCGUGGCUUGCCCCACCGGCGAGCUCAACAACCAGAUCGCGCUCGACGUCACCACACCCGACGCCUUCGACAAUUCCUACUUCACCAAUCUCCGAAACAAGCGUGGCCUUCUACAGUCUGACCAGGAGCUCUUCUCCACCUUCGAUGCCGCCGAGACCAUCGCCAUCGUCACUGGUUUUGCAGGCAGCCAAUCUGAUUUCUUUGCUCAGUUUGGUCGCUCCAUGAUCAACAUGGGGAACAUUAGCCCUCUCACCGGCACCGAUGGGGAAAUUAGGUUAAAUUGUGGCCGCGUUAAUCCCUUGCCCACCAUUGCCGACGAAUAA
Momordica charantia (bitter melon) is the source of this 999-nucleotide messenger RNA. Lineage: Eukaryota; Viridiplantae; Streptophyta; Magnoliopsida; Cucurbitales; Cucurbitaceae. The record is from RefSeq and is a predicted model, not a curated record.